CCCGGCCCCAUGGAGUGCUACUACAUCGUCAUUAGCUCCGCGCAUCUCAGCAACGGGCACUUUCGCAACAUCAAGGGAGUUUUCCGAGGCCCCCUCAGCAAGAACGGGAACAAAACUCUGGAUUACGCUGAAAAGAAAAACACGAUAGCAAAAGCUCUGGAAGAUCUUAAAGCCAACUUCUACUGUGAACUCUGUGACAAGCAGUACUAUAAACACCAGGAGUUUGACAAUCACAUUAACUCUUACGAUCAUGCUCACAAACAGAGGCUGAAGGAACUGAAGCAGAGGGAGUUUGCUCGAAACGUAGCAUCUAAGUCACGAAAAGAUGAAAGGAAACAGGAGAAAGCCCUUCAACGGUUGCACAAGCUAGCUGAGCUAAGGAAAGAGACAACUUGUGCUCCUGGAAGUGGCCCUAUGUUCAAAUCCACUACAGUGACUGUGCGAGACCAUUGCAAUGAUACCCCACAAAGUGCUGCCGUAGAUUCUGACAACAAACAGGAUUUCAGCUGCACGUUAAUGCACGACGCACAGAAUUGUAAAGACGUUGCUUCUGUUGUUUCUUCCACUCCUGGAAAUGCAUGUGGUAAUAAAUCCGAGGCUAACAAAUGUGGAGAUCAGGUUCAAGGAGCUCAAGGACAUAGAGUUGGGUUUUCUUUUGCUUUUCCUAAGAAAGCAGCAAUCAAACUGGAGUCUUCAGCUGCUGUUUUCUAUGAAUAUAAUGAUGAAACGUCUAUGGAACAUGGACUUAGCAGAAGAAGUAGGUUUGUUCCAGGAGCAUGUAACCCUCCGUCUCCUUCAGCAACAGAAAUAGUCCUGUGCCCUGAGGAGAAAAAUAACUGUUUUUACCCACUGGUGGAAAAAUGCAUAGACACAGCGGAAGCUCCUGAAGUUCAGGAGUCAAAAGAGCUGGUGAGUGAAGAAAGCAGGGUUCUAGAGAGCCCUGAACUGACCCCUGCUGUUUCCCAUUCAAAGCAACUGGUGUCCUCAGACAUGGAUGUCUAUGGCAUUGGUGGAAGUGCAGCAGACUUACCUGACCAAACGCUGCCCGUGGCUGUGGACAGUGCUCAGGUCCUGCCCCUGGACUGCAGCAGGAACAAGCUGCAGGAAAACAGAGCUCUCACGCAGGCGGUUGUGGAAGAUUGUUUAUCUCUGCAGGAUGUUGCGGAGGAAAAUGAUAAAGACAGGAACUGUGACUCAUCCACAGUUGAAACUGAAAUAAAAAAGCUGGGGGCAGAUGCAUUGGUUUCAUCACCAUCUGAAGAAGGUGGUAGUGGAGCCUCACAAAGCAAACCGGAAAUGCAGAAGAGACUUUGUGAACCCUUUGUUCCCGUUCUCAGCAAACAUGGAUCAAACAUUCUUCAGUGGCCAUCAGAAAUGUUAAUUUACACAAGUACAGACCCAUCGAUUUCUUACAGCUGUAAUCCUUUAUAUUUUGAUUUCAAGUCAUCAAGAGCAAAUGACAGCCAAGAAAAGCCCAAGCAUCAGCCGAACAUACCUCAUUUGCACCAUAAAACUGAAUCCAACCAGAGCUUUGCCUCGGAUUUUACAAAUAAACCUACUUCAGAGUGUAGUUACUAUGACACAGAAAUGAAUAAAAAUGUGUGCAACUAUACAAUACCCCUUGUAAGUGAUGUUUCCCUCAUCAGAAGUUGUGAUCUUGCAAAAAAUCAAAAUAAAGUGUCCUUGGAUGAGUCAUUCAGGAUCAGGAAAAUAGAGAAGUGUCACGUUUUUAAAAAUCACUUGCGACAAAACACUGUGAUAGAUGAGAAAUACAACAAAGUCUGGGUCAAAGAAAGCCAUGAAAAAUGGCUUCAUGGAAGUAGAAAACGGAAAAGGAGAAGAAGAUUAUGUCAUUGUCAUUAUCAUCACUGUGGGGAUACAACAGCGGCAGAAAUUGAGAUGUCCUCAGUGACUGAAAAAGAAAUUAGUUACAGAGAUGAAAAUAAGUAUCAGCACCUCCAAAAUAAUGCAGAGAAGUGCAGACACGAUGCGGGGAAUAUCUGGCUAGCUACAGGUGAGAUGCAGUCACAUCAAAAACUUGGCAUUGAAAAUGGUCAUAAGAGAGUCAUGUCUGCUUCAGAUCAUGUACAUGGAGACAGAGGCUGGUGUGGCCUUUGGAGUGCAAAAAAUAGCAGCCAACACCACAGUUGUAAACGACUGCACAGAAAGUGCAAAGCAAGCUCUCGGAGACAGGCCAAGCAGCUGGCUCUGAGUUCAAGGAGGCACAGAUUAAGGUGCUCUAAAACAUGUUGUAACUGGAAAGUCAGGAAGUCAGGCAGUAGCCCAGAGCAUAAAUGCCUAGGACACUGCAGUGAGGAGAAGAGUCCAAGUCAAAACCAGUCCAUAAAGAGAGCUUAUAACGUUCUGACAGAGGAACCUGACAAAUCCCACCGCAAGCGGAGGCAGUAUACCUACUCCUCUUCAUCAGAGGAAAGCUCAUACAGACAGACACCAUCAGCAGAGGAGUAUCUAAGGCAAGCGCAUGCUUUAGGUACACAUCACAAGGCAAAAGGGAAACGCAGGAGAAGGAAAACAAGAAUCCAUCAUGUAUUUCUUGACAGGAACUCAAGAAGCGAGACCUCCAGGCCUUCCAAAGAAAAUUCUGCAGAUUCUACGUUAAAUAUUUUGGGGGACUUCUUGGCUCAAGACAGUGUAGAGGAAACUCCUGUGGAUCCCAAAGCUGAUCAUGCAAAAGAUAAGGAUGAAACAAUGCAGCUGGAGGAAAGCAAGUCAUCUCUAGAAACUGAUAGUUCACACGUGCUGGAAAACGACAAACUGACGGCAUGUGCAGUGAUGGAGAGUGCUCCAGGUACAUAUUCUGAUGUUGUUGCAGGUUCUGCUGCUUCUCUUCCUGAGCACAGUGCUCCAGCAGUUGCUGGCAUGCAGGAUGUUCUGCAAGAUGAAAAGAAAAAAGAAAAUGUCAACAGUCGCGAAAAUCAAGCUCAUUACAAAGUUCCCCUCCCCAACAGACAUUUGGAACAAGUUCCUCCUAAAUCCUAUCAUUGCCAUUAUGACUUGGCUGAAUCUCUACCCCAUGAGAAAACAAAUGAGGUGACCGGUGAGUGGGUACAGUGUAAUCCUGGCAUAUUUAGCAGCCCACCAGCCCUGCCAUUCAAAGAAGCACAUGUAAACAGUCAUACCUUUUUAGCUACCGAGCAGUUAAUAGCCCCCUUCACCCUGCCUGAUCAGACAUUGAUAUUCCCUCCAGACAACCACGAAAAAUUCAAAGAUCUCCCAUCUGAGGCCUACAUGCCACAAAACAUGAUGGCCAACAAAGUAAAGUUCACCUUCCCUCCCGCGGCCAUCCAGCACCCGAAUUCCCCGCUGCAGCCCUUGCCCUUGCAGCCGCCGCUGUGUUCUACCUCCGUGACCACCAUCCAUCACACCAUCCUCCAGCAGCACGCCGCCGCUGCCGCCGGCACCUUGAAGGUCCUCCAGCCCCACCAGCAGUUCCUCUCGCAGGUCCCGGCUCUUUCCAGAGCUCCUUUACCUCAUCUGCCAGUAGGACCCAGGCUGUGCCCGGGGGCCCACGCGGCUUUCGUCACCCCGCCGCAUCUGCCGCUGCUGCCGCCCUCGGUCCUGCACCCCACCCAGCUGGCCUUCCCCCCGCUGCCCCACACCGUCUUCCCGUCCCUGCUGUCGCCCCACCCGGCUGUCAUCCCCCUGCAGCCCCUCUUUUAGGACGGGCUCUCCAGGAUGGAGGAAGGAGCCUUCAGCUCAAACGGUCCUGCUGUUUCUGCUUCGCAAAAACGGAUCUGUGAAAUGGACUGGUUAAAACUCUUCGUUUCUCGGGAAGCAUUUACUGUAAGUAUAACGAUGCAAACCUUCAUGUAAAGUUCAGACCUAUACUAUAACUAAAGCACUGAAUAGUCUUGUACUAAUAUGAACUCUCUCUAUAUAUAUGUGAAAAUCAUGUCUUAGAAUAUGUAUAAUGUAUAUAAAAUAUAUUUAUAGUUCUAUAACUUAUGUUGUAAAGUAUCCACUUUUUGUUUUUUAUCUUUGUGUAUUUGCACCUAUUUAAUGUUUAGAGAAAGCUGAUGCACUAUGUUUUGUACUAUGUUCUCUGAAACUGUAAAUCUAGUGACAAACUAUCUCUUGCAAUAAAUUUUUGUUAACUA
Molecule: messenger RNA, 4118 nt
Organism: Calidris pugnax (ruff)
Lineage: Eukaryota; Metazoa; Chordata; Aves; Charadriiformes; Scolopacidae
Gene: ZNF804A
Product: zinc finger protein 804A
Exons: 4
Coding region: 10-3681 (1223 amino acids)
Cellular component (GO): nucleus
Source: RefSeq, a predicted model, not a curated record